Messenger RNA from Carcharodon carcharias (great white shark), 5222 nucleotides. RefSeq names its product amyloid-beta A4 precursor protein-binding family A member 1-like. The record is from RefSeq and is a predicted model, not a curated record. Lineage: Eukaryota; Metazoa; Chordata; Chondrichthyes; Lamniformes; Lamnidae. Gene Ontology annotation, cellular component: cytoplasm; dendritic spine; plasma membrane. Gene Ontology annotation, biological process: chemical synaptic transmission. Bases 532 to 2937 code for a protein of 801 amino acids. The transcript is spliced from 10 exons. Gene Ontology annotation, molecular function: protein binding; amyloid-beta binding.
AAAUGAGGGAUUGAUGUCGAUCGUGCGUCAGGACGUAGGCUGUGCGUCAGAUGUCACGACGUCCAGUCGGGGCCGGUGCCGGUGCCAGGCCUACUGUUGGAGGCUUCCCGGACUUUGGCCGGCGGAGUGGGAGCAGCUAGGUGGCCUGCAGCCUGUCCGAUCCGAUGCGCAGGCGGGAACGGCAACAGCCAGGAGUUUAUUCAGGUCGGGACCGCGGCCUCGGACCUUGCAGUAACUGCAGCUCGGGAAUGGCUUGGUGCUUGGGCAGCUCGAGUGGUCCUGAAACAGCCCCAUCCCAAUAGGGGCUUCACCAGAAGGCAGAGCUGUGUUCACUGUGAGCGGGCUUGGGCUCUCUGCACCCAGAGUGGGGUUCACUUUAGGUGGGUUUCACUAUAAUCGGGGUUUCGACACCCUAGGGCAGUGAGAGCGGGUUCCUUUGUCAGUUUGUGACCCUUCCAUAUUCAUCAGCGUCCCCUUGCCCUGACUUAGAAAAACAUCUUCCUGUACAAAUAGCAAUAAUGGGAGAUUGAUAUGAACAAUCAGGAAAAUCUCACUGAGGUUGAUCACCCCCUUCUUGCUUCAAGUCAAUGCAUGAAUGGGGUGAGGAUGGAUGAUCAAGAACUGGAAAAUGAUGAUGAAGUAAAUGUGGAAACUGUCCUGACUGAGGUUAGUAGAGAUGGCUCUGAGGAAAACCUUCAAGGCAGCAGGAAUGCCAAUGGAGAGGGCUUGGGGGAUGACUUUUAUGUGGAUAAACACUGUGUGCUUGUGAACGAAAAUAUUAACGGAGAUGACAACCGUCCGGACAAUUUGGAACUAGAAAACUCAAUGACUAAAGGAGGCAGUGCCUCUGUUGGUGCUGUGCACUUGUAUCCGGCAAACCUAAAUGCAGAUUCUGAAAAUAAUUUGAUUGAAGAUGGUGUGAUAGACUUCAGUUCAGGAACUGACAACACAGAGGAAACUUCAGACCUUCAAGAUAAUAAGGAUGAUGAUCACUGCCAGAUCAAACUGCUUUUGGCUCAACUACGCCUUUAUGAACAGGGCACGGUGACCUUGGAAAAUAGAGCAAAACUGGCUCCCCAGCCUUCCCAGUUUGAUGGUUUUACUUUAGAAAGUGGCAGCAAAUUCACAACCGAUGGAGAGACUGAUUUAUUGACAGGUGAUGACAGGCAACGAUUUGGCAUGAUUAACCAUCAGGAUGAUUUGACUGAGAUGAAUCAUGAGCCUUUCAUGUCAACUGAGAGACCUAAAAGUUUGAACAGUAAUGAAAUGGAAGAUCUGGUUCAUCAUGACAACGAACUAAUCCAAGUAAGUUGUCUUGGCUCAGGAUCUAGUGUUAUCGGCCACGUGGUUUGUAAUGAUCAGACUAUGGGUACAUUCAGUCACUCACCAGAAGGAACUGAUAGAAAACGCAGAACCUCACGAGAAGCUUGCUGUUGGCUAGAAGCCUCAUCUGGGAAUGAGUUUGGUCAAUCUGAGGAAAACAUUGAGAGAAUGCUCCAGGAUCAACAAACUCCCGAUUUCUGUCCAGACAAAGAUAGGUCAAUUGAUGAUGAUUCAAAUUCCCCCCUAGAUUGUGGACCAUUAUUUAGGCUGAAGAAAGACUGGAGGAAAGAGGGAGAGGCUUUGUCUUUAGCCCUUAAAGAGUUAAAGGAAGAGGUCGAGAAUAUUAGCAAAUCCUUUCUGCCUGAAGAUGGUGUUGAGCACAUUGAUCUGGAGAAGCAAGGCACUUGCCACGCAGAAAGCUGUGUCUAUGAACAUAAUAGACAGCCAAAGAAGAAACUUUCUUACCCAGCAUUUAAAGAAGUGUCGGGACCCUGCGAUUCUGAGGAUCUCCUUGAUGGAAUCAUAUUUGCAGCAAGUUACCUUGGGUCAACCCAACUGUUCUCUGACAAAAAUCCAUCAACCAGCGUCCGAAUGUCACAAGCGCAGGAAGCAGUGGGGAGGAUAAAGGCACCAGAAGGAGAGUCGCAGCCAAUGACUGCAGUGGAUCUGUUCAUAUCAACGCAGCGAAUUAAAGUAUUGAAUGCAGAAACACAGGAAACCCUGAUGGAUCACCCUCUGCAGACCAUUUCGUACAUUGCAGAUAUUGGAACUACAAUAGUUUUCAUGGCUCGCCGACGACUGCCACGUAAAUCCCCAGACCGGGAGACCGGGAACUCUCCUGCUGGAAAACGAGAAUACAAGAUGAUAUGCCAUGUCUUUGAGUCAGAAGAUGCAUCACUUAUCGCACAAGCAAUAGGCCAAGCAUUCACUGUGGCAUACCAGCAGUUUCUAAAUGCUAAUGGCAUCAAUCCUGCGGAUCUGAGUCCUAAUGAAUAUAAUGAUUUACUUGAUACUGAGUUUUACAACGGGGAUCUAGUACACUUCUCCAAAUCGGAGAACUCCAAAGAGGUCCGUAUAGAAAAGGCAAAGGGAGAGAUCCUUGGCCUUGUGAUAGUGGAGUCUGGCUGGGGUUCCAUCCUUCCCACAGUGGUGAUAGCCAACCUCAUGCAUGGUGGGCCCACAGAACGAUCAGGAGAAUUGAACAUCGGUGACCAGAUCAUUUCUGUAAAUGGCACUAGUUUAGUUGGACUGCCACUUGCCACCUGCCAGGGCAUAAUCAAGGACUUGAAAUACCAGUCUGAAGUGAAGCUCAACAUUGUACGCUGCCCACCAGUCACAACAGCUAUUAUCAAACGACCAGACCAAAAACACCAGCUCGGAUUUAGUGUACAGGAUGGCAUUAUCUACAGCCUCAUGAGAGGUGGAAUUGCAGAACGAGGUGGAAUCCGAGUAGGGCAUCGCAUCAUUGAAAUAAAUGGACAAAGCGUUGUUGCAACUCCACAUGAAAAGAUUGUGCAAAGACUGUCGAAUGCCACUGGUGAGAUACACAUAAAGACGAUGCCAGCUGCUACAUACAGACUGCUAACAGGACAGGAGCAACCAAUAUACAUAUAAAAAAAAAAGGAUCAUCACUGCUAGCCAGCUCAAACAUUUUGGGAUCUAAGGCUUCCACAUUAACAUGGCUUGGUUUACAGUGCCUCGAUAAAUUACAGCACCAUUUUUAAUUGGCAUGUUCAAGAGAUGACUUAACACAAUCGUUCUACUCUGCACUAAAUUGGCUGCCAUCCAGGAGCUAAGAGCUACAGCAUUACCACAGGCCAGCGUGUGAGAGGAAGAAAUAAGUCAACUUCUUGGGUAGGCAGGCCUACAUGCUACACAUUGGAGAUGCUACCACAGAAAUGGAAUGUGGCAUUGUGCGUUUCAUGGAAAAGAAUUCAUACCAAGCUUUUGCCAUAUCACCAGCACAAAUUAGUUAUCACAUGGCAUCUGUAAGCAAGCUCCAUUGUUUUAUUUAAGUAGAAUCUCACAUGGAUUAAUUUUAUCAUUGGUAAGGGCAUGAGCUUGACAACUAUCUUAACCAACUGAUUUAUUUAAAAAUAGAAUAAACAGACCAGUGUGCCACAUUUUUGUUUAAAAGCACUAGGGAUAACGGCAUGUAUGUCAUCCCAGAGAGCAUGCACAUCUGACCCUUUCUUAUGUGAAUACUGCCUUUCCAACAGCACGGCUUCCUGAGAUAAGGACUUCAGAUUCAGUUUACGUUCUUGAGUUUUGCUUUGGCCUAUACAAAAUGCAGUUUACAACUUUCUGUUAAAAAUUCAAGGUACAGUUACAGUUGCUAAAAUUAGUGCCUAUAAAUAAGGAGACAAAAAUAUGUCUGGGGUUCCUUCUUCUGAUCACUAUUCAGUGAUUCUUGCUGGAAAGCGCACAUAUGGUUGAGGAACAAGGACAGAUUGGGCUCAUUGAAAUAUCCUGCUGACUCUUAAUGUCUCACACAAAUGCCCACUUUGUUAAGUUGCUGACAGGCUGUUUGCACUCUUAGAACUGCGUCCAAAGCCAGUUUCAAAGCCCAUGAACCUGCUUCCCAACAAAGGUCAGCACCCACGGAACUAUUCCCAUGGGACCCCACUUCACCAGUAUAAAGUAAAGUUUAGAUUUAUACAUAUAGGAGAGCUCUAUUUUAGUUCAUAUUUUAUUCAUGUACACCCGGGUGUUUAAAGUAUGACAGGGAAUUUUAAAACAACAAAGCUUUACUAUUUUGGAGGAGGAAUUUGUCUCUCAGAAAUUUAUUGAAAGAACAAAUCUGGUUACCAUCCAGUGACUCCCACUGGAAUGUUUGUGGACAUCAGGGUUAGGCAUGGCUGUGAUACACUCCACAAUAGAAAAGACUGCUGGCACUUACUGUCUAGGUUCCUGUGAGGAACAGCCAGUUGGAUGAUGGCCUAGAGUGAUUAAUGCCUCUAGAAGUUAACCCCUAUCAGUUAUUCUUUCAGUAGAAGAGAGAUGGAAAGUAGUUUUUGGUGGGGGAAGGAAAUUAAGUGCAUUGAAAAGAUUCUGAGGAUACCUCACUUACGAAUACUUGCCUUUGGUGCCUUGAAAAGCACCAUUAAACUUAUAGUACUUAACGUGCUUAGGGUGCUUAUUAAGAACUAUAGUUCUGACUUGACUCCAAUGCAUACAACAAUGUUUGUACAGUGUUUCGUAUUCACAAGGACUUACUGUUAACUGUUGAGAAAAAGGCUACCCUCAUGGCUCAGUUGAUAACUGCACCAUCUGAUGUGUUAUUGAACAAUACAGACAGAAGGACCCUGUUCAGGCAUUGAUCUGUGCUGAAUUAGCUGAUCUCAGCCGAGACUGUUCACAGCAGAGUAGGAUCAUGGGAUAUUAUAAUUUCUAUCAAUGCCCCUGAGCAAGGAAGAGGAGAAGAAUCAGCCCAGAGCUCCUGCACCUUAUCAUUAUCAUUUCCCUGCUGGAAAAUACUUAGGUGAUGGCUGUGAGCUUCUCAGAUCUGUGGCACUGUACCCCAUCAAGAGUCAGUGUCUUCAGACAAGAGGGAGGAGAACUUGAGGGCAGGAAACUCUGCAACCCUCAAUGCAUCAAAACUAUUCUCUUGAGCUGUAUCCUUAUACUAUAUCAUUUACAUCGGAAGUUAAUAACCAGCGAACUACUCUGAUCAGAGUUUGAUCCAUGUAGUGUUUAACCAUACACCUGUAAUUUGCCUUUACUACAUGGGUCUGCCCUGAAUUCUUCCAAAGGAAUGUGCUAUUGACGUGUGAUAUUUAGGUAUUUUAAAUGAAAGUGAGAGAAUGGGCAGAUUGUUGAGUUUUUAAGUAAUUAUAUAAUAAUGCUUCCUUUAUGUGGUGCUCAUUUACAUUUUUCAUCGCAAUAAACAGUUAAUAUGG